AAUAAACCACCGAUCACAGGGUAACACAUGGGGUUAAUACACACAGAGCUUUUGUUCUCCGCCGUCUCGCCGAUGGGCUUCCUCGCCCGCCUGAGCCGCCGCUGGUGCGGCAUCGCAGCCGUCAUCUGCCUGUGCGCAUCCUCCUGCAACCCAGAUGUGGCGCCGAUAGAGCCGCUGCUCUUGCCGGACGCGCCCGCGAGGUCGCUGCAGUGCUUCGAGGACGGCCAGGUGUACGACUGCUGCGAGGACGCGUACCGGCUGAACCCAUCGGGGAUCAUCGGCGUGCCGGUGAGCGCGGUGGACUACUACUGCGGCGGGGCGUGCGUGGUGGAGACGGAGGACGUGCUCAACUGCGUGGCCAGCGCGCUGGACGGCUUCAGGUUCCACAACAGCGCCUCCGUCGAGGGCGUGCGCUACGCCCUCAGGAGGGGAUGCAGCCACACCAUCAAAAGAGGGGACUUCAACGAUUUGGAGCCACCAAUAGGUGACUACCCGGAUAUCUACGGUGACUUUGGUAGCGACGGCUACAGGUUUACGGUUCCUCUGAGAAUGCUCACCUUUCUAGGUGGCGCAUUGCUCCUGGUUCUUAGUCGCUGAAUAGUGGCGUUUGUAAUUUGUACUGACGUCGCAGGAUGAUGCUGUUUUGUUUUGGAAAGAUUCCUUUUCAUGUAUCAACGACAUUCCACAA
Brachypodium distachyon (stiff brome) is the source of this 688-nucleotide messenger RNA. RefSeq lists its product as uncharacterized. The transcript has 4 exons. Bases 28 to 597 code for a protein of 189 amino acids. The record is from RefSeq and is a predicted model, not a curated record. NCBI's taxonomy places the organism in Eukaryota, Viridiplantae, Streptophyta, Magnoliopsida, Poales, Poaceae.